AUUUUCAUUCGCCUGGCUGUUCUGGCACUGUUUCGAGAUAAGACUAACUAUUAUUCACGUGCUCCUGAUUUAGAUUUCUUGUAGUUAGAAUUCACAUCGCAUGGUGUCAGUGUAAUAGGAAAACUAAGCAUUACACUGGCUUGUCGUCAGGGCGUUUUGGUUCCACCUCUUUUUGAGUCUUCCACUCGAUCUUGUCACAGUCGUUUCUGAGUUCACUGCUGCCUUUGGACAGACUCUAUUUUCCCUCAUGUUUGUCGCUGUAAGAAGAGGAUGAAGAUUACCACAUGGGGAAGACCUGGAUUCUGUCAUUAUAGCGCAGUUGCUGUUUUUGUGACAAGUCACUAAUGAUAUCGGGUUUAACAAUGGAACAAAGAAGGUGCGAGCGGCGAAGGGCGAGAGGAUAUUUGGUCGGCUGCGUGGUUGCGGUGCUUUUGUGGAGCGCAGCCUCAGCGCAAAUACGAUAUUCAACCUCUGAGGAGGUUAACGAGGGAACUGUUGUUGGAAAUAUAGCAAAAGAUCUGGGAUUAGAUAAAGCCACACUGAAAGACAGGAAGUAUCGGAUUGUUUCCAGUAAUACGGAUCCUCUUUUCCGUGUAAAUCAAAACGACGGCAUCCUGUAUGUGAGCAGAAAGAUCGACAGAGAAGAGGUGUGUGCGCAGAGCAGUACGUGUUUGAUAAAUCUAAAAACUGUGCUAGAAAAUCCAUUGGAGGUUCACUAUGUUGGAGUGGAGGUGCUCGAUAUAAACGACCAUGCUCCCAGUUUCCCGGAGGAAGAGAAAAUGUUGGAGAUUUCUGAGUCCGUGUUGCCGGGAGUACGUAUUCCGGUACAACAUGCACGCGAUCCAGACGGGGGUGCGUUUUCUGUUCAGCAAUAUAAAUUGAGCCCCAGUGACCACUUCCGUUUGGAAGUUAAGGAUAAGGGAGAAGAUGGUAAAAUACCCAUAUUAGUUGUGCAGAAAUCUUUAGACAGGGAAGCUGCAGGCAGUCACUCAUUAGUGUUAACAGCACUGGAUGGAGGGAAACCUCCGAAAUCUGGCGAAAUGAAUAUUCUAGUAAACGUGUUGGAUAUUAAUGAUAACGCACCUCUUUUUACUAGAGAUGUUUAUUCUGUGAUGCUCGAUGAAAAUGCUCCAGUAGGUACAACAGUCAUACAAGUGAAUGCAACUGAUUUAGAUGACGGCCCGAACGGAGAAGUAGUUUACUCAUUUAGCAGUAUUGUGAAUCGUAAAUUGUUAAACCUUUUUGAUAUUGAUCCAUCAACUGGAGAAAUAACUGUUAAAGGGCUCAUAGAUUAUGAGGAGAAGGACAAAUAUGAAAUUGAAAUUCAAGCAUCAGAUAAAGGUUUAGCUCCUCUGGCCACACAAAAAAGCGUAAUUAUUAAGAUAGUUGACGUCAAUGAUAACGCACCUGAGAUUGAAGUUACUUCGUUUUCAAGCUCCAUCCCUGAAGACUCCAGACCUGGAACUACAGUUGCCCUCAUCAGUGUCAAUGACUUGGACUCUGGUCUCAAUGGGAAAGUUAUUUGCUCCAUAGGUGAGGAUGUUCCAUUUACUUUAUCACCAUCCUUACAAGACAAAAUGUAUUCAUUAGUCACCAAAUCACCUCUGGACAGAGAGAAACAGUCACAUUAUGACUUAACAAUAAGUGCAAAAGAUGCUGGUCAGCCACCAUUAUCAUCAGAAAAGACCAUCAGUGUUGUGGUGUCAGAUGUGAAUGACAACAGUCCAGAGUUUUCACUGAGUCCUUACACUUUCUAUGUCAGUGAGGGGAAUGAGCCAGGAGCCUCAGUGUUUUCUGUUAAAGCUUCUGAUCGCGAUGAGAACGACAAUGCUCUCAUUUCCUAUCAUAUUCUCAGAGAUGGAAGCGAAGUAAAUAAAUUGGCCUCAUUUCUCAACAUAAAUUCUGAAAACGGACAAAUUUCCGCCCUAAAAAGUUUUGACUUUGAGACUCUGAAAACGUUCCAGUUCCAAGUCGUGGCCACAGACUCUGGAACUCCGUCACUGAGCAGCAACGUCACAGUGAACGUGUUCAUUCUGGAUCAGAACGACAACGCUCCAGUCAUCCUGUAUCCAGUCAGCUCCAACGGCUCUGCUGAAGGUGUGGAGGAGAUUCCCCGCAAUGUGAACGCAGGACACUUGGUGACUAAAGUCAGAGCCUAUGACGCUGAUAUAGGAUAUAACGGCUGGUUACUCUUUUCACUGCAGGAAGUCACUGACCACAGUCUCUUUGCUUUGGACCGCUAUACAGGACAGAUCAGAACACUUCGCUCAUUCACAGAGACAGACGAGGCUGAGCACAAACUGCUCAUACUGGUCAAAGACAAUGGGAACGUUUCCCUCUCAGCAACAGCUACUGUGAUUGUCAAAGUGGUGGAGCCCAAAGAGGCUUUUGCAGCCUCUGACGUUAAAAGUGCAGCCAAAGAUGAUGAGGGGAAUGAUGUGACUUUUUAUCUCAUCAUAACUUUGGGCUCAGUUUCAGUCCUUUUCCUCAUCAGUAUCAUCGUGCUGAUUGCAAUGCAGUGCUCCAAAUCCACAGACUAUACUUCUAAAUAUCUACAAGAGACUAAUUAUGACGGGACACUGUGUCACAGCAUCCAGUACAGAUCUGGAGACAAACGCUACAUGUUAGUUGGACCCAGAAUGAGUAUAGGAUCUACUAUAGUCCCUGGCAGCCAUGCAAAUACUCUGGUGCUCCCUGACAGGAGACGUACUUCUGAAGAGGUAAGACACGUCUAAACAGGUGUGUUUUUAUUUGUUUGUUUUUCAGAAAUUACUUUCUGUAAUUUAACAGCAUUUUUAGAGUAUUCUGCAUGUUUUUAAUAGACAAGUGAGGCAAACUUCCAUACAUAACAAGCAAUAUCUGGAAAUUUUUUCUUCAUUUCUCCUAGAUGGGUUAGAAUGGAUGUUUCUGAUAACAUCUGGUUGAUAUCAGAAAAACUUUGUGUUUCUGGAUUUGCACAAACUGUUGUCAGUUAAUCCACGUCCAUAUUUCGUAUAAGCUGCACAUGAGGGACAUUGAUUGCAGUUGAGUUUAAUGAAAACUGUGAAAUGUUUGCUGACUCGUUUGCUCAUUUGUGUCCUACACACACUGCAUUGUAUGCUUUUAUGGGACUGUGGUCUGAAUUUGCAAAGUAUUGUGGUGUAUCCACUGGCUGUUUCUCUGGUUUCCUUUGCAUGAUGCUCUGCAGAAAUCUAAAGCACUGAAAGGCGUUUAUGGUCUUGUUUUA
Molecule: messenger RNA, 3226 nt
Organism: Scatophagus argus
Lineage: Eukaryota; Metazoa; Chordata; Actinopteri; Scatophagidae
Product: protocadherin alpha-8-like
Exons: 1
Coding region: 345-2735 (796 amino acids)
Biological process (GO): homophilic cell-cell adhesion
Cellular component (GO): plasma membrane
Molecular function (GO): calcium ion binding
Source: RefSeq, a predicted model, not a curated record